UUGACUAUCGGAGCUAGACGAUCGUAAUGCAUCUGCUAUUAAUGUGAAUAUCUCUCCCUGUAUUAAAAAACGAAAUCUAGCCUCGCUGUGAUCAUGGGACAAUGUGGUGUUAUUUCGUCGAAGACGGUUUUAGUGUUUCUCAAUCUGAUUUUUUGGGCAGCUGCAGGUAUACUGUGCUACAUUGGGGCGUAUGUCUUUAUCACAUAUGAUGAUUAUGAACAUUUCUUUGAGGAUAUCUACACUCUCAUCCCUGCCAUGGUGAUUAUUGCUGUAGGAACGCUUCUCUUUGUCAUUGGUUUCAUUGGCUGCUGUGCAACCAUUCGAGAAAGUCGCUGUGGCCUGGCUAUGUUCUCGGCGGUGUUGCUACUCGUGUUUGCCACAGAAGUGGUUGUAGUGGUCCUGGGCUAUAUUUACAGAGCCAAGGUGGAGGCUGUGGUGAAUCACUCUAUUCAGAAAGUAUAUAAUGAAUAUAAAGGCCCAAACACAGAUGCUCCCAGUAGGGCUAUCGACUAUGUGCAAAGACAGCUCCACUGUUGUGGCAUACAUAAUUACUCUGAUUGGAUGAACACUCACUGGUUUACUGAGACAAAGAACAACAGUGUUCCAGUAAGCUGCUGCAAGCCCAUCAUUAGCAAUUGCACUGGGACAUUAAUUCGGCCAGGAGACCUCUACCCAGAGGGUUGUGAAGUUCUUGUAGUAAAGAAACUCAAGGACAUUAUGCUGUAUGUCAUAUUGGCUGCAUUAACAUUUGCUGCCAUACAGAUGCUUGGACUACAGUGUGCAUGUAUGGUCCUUUGCAGCAGAGGUCAUGACCCUGCAUAUGAGCUGCUUGUCAGCACGGGUAUAGAUGCCUGAGUGGUACUACAUGGCAUCAUGGGAACGGCUGGUCCUCCAAGCUAAUGUACAUGUCUAAACUGAAGCAGGCUUACAAUUUCUACACUAGUAUUAAAACCAAGCUAACAGGCCUAGG
Messenger RNA from Myxocyprinus asiaticus (Chinese sucker), 970 nucleotides. RefSeq names its product tetraspanin-3-like. Gene Ontology annotation, biological process: protein localization to plasma membrane; protein maturation; regulation of vascular endothelial growth factor signaling pathway. The record is from RefSeq and is a predicted model, not a curated record. Bases 94 to 855 code for a protein of 253 amino acids. Lineage: Eukaryota; Metazoa; Chordata; Actinopteri; Cypriniformes; Catostomidae. The transcript is spliced from 7 exons. Gene Ontology annotation, cellular component: membrane.